GUCAAGGAUUUGAUUGCGAGAGAGACAUCACUUCACUGUUUUGUGUCUGAAUGAAUAAAGGGCUACUUAAGCAGUUCUCUCUCUUCCAUUAUCCACAACUCCUAGGUCCAUAGCCACUUGAAGAACGUAGAAUAAAUCAAGGACCUCCUACAUGGGAAUUCCUACAGGGCAACACCAUCUGCUGGUGGCAAUGGCACUGCAGUUCAGCUAUGUGACUUUUGAUGGGCCUAGGGAAAAUAAAAGCCAUUUGCCAUAUAGAUGGAUUAUGUAGGGAAAGUGGGUGUUGUUGGGAUUCUUUAGCAUGUUAUCAAUUGUGUGUAUGAUGCAGAUUUUUUACUCUCAGUCAGUAAUGAAAUAAUAAAUCAGAUUUGUGGCAUUCAUAAGAUGAAAUGUUUUCUUGAAGAUGAAAUCACCCUCUAGGGUCUGUUGUUAUAACCAAGGGUUGAAAGUGCUUUCCUCACUCAAGAUGUAAUUGUUAGCAGGCUAUUUGUGGGCCAGUGCCACAAAAACCACCACUGUUGAUUACUGCAGUCUUUAAUUCCAACUGCUUAGUUUGAAAUGUUGGAGGAGAUGGGAAAGCGAUGAAGGGAAAGCCAAGAGGGAGAAAGAUUUGGAAGGGAGCUGGAGAGGGGUGUGGAAGUGCAGUCUUGUGGUUGAAACUCAGACAAGGGAUGUCGAGAUGUGAUCUGGAAGCCAUUCGGAGCAGUGCCAGAAACCUCCAGUGUAGGCCUGCAUGAGACACUGAGAGCUUCUCACAGAGCCAGCUUUGAUGUUGAGCAGGGUGGAUAUUUGUCCAGGAUGCUAGCCUGUAAAGGGCCAGGACAUGGCUUUGUAAGCAUCCAGGUUGUUUCCCAAUCCCUUCAGGGUUGCACGAACAGUGUUUGGGCAAACUGUGUGUUUAGGCCGCAUGUGAUUGUUCUUUAGGAGGAGCACUAUAUUUCUGGUACUGCCCACAGCCUUGCUUAGUCUACUGAACAGUUAAAUAGGCCUGCAUACUUGGUAGGCAUACAUGCCAAAAACACAAGUCCCUUUGCUAAGAAAAGAAAAGAAAAGAAAAGAAAAGAAAAGAAAAGAAAAGAAAAGAAAAGAAAAGAAAAGAAAAGAAAAGAAAAGAAAGACAUUGUUUUAUAUUGAUAACAUUGUUAUAAUUACCAUGAAGUAUAAAAAAAAGAAAACAAUUCAAACCAUUCUACUACUUUUGUUCAGUUUAACUGUUAAUGUAUCCAAGAGCAGACCUUUGGAUCUUGCUGAAUUCCUCUGGAGAAAUUCCUCCUCCCUGAGAUCACUCCCUGCAAUGGUGCUCCUGAAAGCUCAAUCGUGUGGGGGCCGUUUGAAUUCCAAAGAUGCUGGCUACAUCACUUCACCUGGCUACCCACAGGACUACCCCUCGCAUCAGAACUGUGAAUGGAUCAUUUAUGCCCCCGAACCCAAUCAGAAGAUUAUCCUCAACUUCAAUCCUCACUUUGAAAUUGAGAAACAUGAUUGCAAAUAUGACUUUAUUGAGAUACGGGAUGGAGACAGUGAAACGGCUGACCUGCUGGGCAAGCACUGUGGAAAUAUUGCUCCUCCUACCAUCACCUCGUCAGGCCCUUCUCUCUAUAUUAAAUUCACCUCAGACUACGCACGCCAAGGUGCUGGCUUCUCUCUGCGUUAUGAGAUCUAUAAGACAGGCUCUGAAGAUUGUUCUAGAAACUUCACCAGUUCGAAUGGUACCAUUGAAUCCCCGGGAUUUCCUGAUAAGUAUCCUCAUAAUUUAGACUGCGCUUUCAUAAUCAUGGCCAAGCCAAAGAUGGAGAUCAUCCUUCAGUUUUUAACCUUUGACCUAGAGCAUGACCCCUUGCAAGUUGGGGAGGGAGAUUGCAAGUAUGACUGGCUGGACAUCUGGGAUGGUAUUCCUCAAGUUGGCCCCUUGAUUGGCAGGUACUGUGGCACUAAAACCCCUUCAGAGAUCCGCUCAACUACUGGCAUCCUUUCGCUCACAUUCCACACAGAUUUGGCAGUGGCUAAAGAUGGCUUCUCUGCUCGCUAUUACUUGGUCCAGCAGGAGGUGCCAGAGAACUUCCAGUGCAACAUUCCGCUGGGGAUGGAAUCUGGCCGGAUCUCCAAUGAACAGAUCACGGCCUCCUCCACUUACUCCGAUGGCAGGUGGACUCCCCAGCAGAGCCGACUCAAUAGUGAUGACAAUGGAUGGACUCCUAAUGUAGAUAACAACAAGGAAUUCCUGCAGGUGGAUCUUCGCUUCCUGACAGUGCUAACAGCCAUUGCUACACAGGGUGCCAUCUCCAAAGAAACCCAGAAUGGGUACUAUGUUCGGUCAUACAAACUGGAGGUCAGCACAAAUGGUGAGGACUGGAUGAUGUACCGACAUGGCAAAAACCACAAGGUAUUCCAGGCAAACACGGAUGCUUCAGAAGUAGUUCUGAACAAGAUCCAUGCUCCAGUACUGACUCGGUUUGUGAGGAUCCGCCCCCAAGUGUGGCACAGUGGGAUCGCACUCCGACUGGAGCUCUAUGGUUGCCGGAUCACAGAUUCUCCCUGCUCAAAUAUGCUUGGAAUGCUUUCCGGGCUCAUCCCAGACUCCCAGAUCUCUGCCUCCUCUACCAGAGAGUAUCACUGGGCCCCCAGCGUAGCACGCCUGGUCAGCAGUCGCUCAGGAUGGUUCCCGCGCAUCCCUCAAGCACAGCCCGGGGAGGAGUGGCUUCAGGUAGACCUAGGAGCUCCCAAGAACGUGAAAGGAGUGAUUAUCCAAGGGGCCCGAGGUGGGGACGUGGCGGAGUCUCGAGCCUUUGUAAGGAAGUUUAAAGUGGCCUACAGCAUGAAUGGGAAGGACUGGGAAUCCAUACAGGACCCCAAAACAAUGCAACCUAAGAUGUUUGAGGGAAACAUGCACUAUGAUACUCCUGAAGUUCGAAGGUUUGACCCUGUUCCUGCACAGUACAUCAGAGUUCACCCAGAAAGGUGGUCUCCAGCAGGAAUCGGGAUGCGCUUGGAAGUUCUGGGGUGUGAUUGGACUGAUGUAAAAUCCACUGCAGAGACACUGAAGCCCACCUUGAAGAGUGAGGAGACCACCACUCAGUUCCCCACGGAUGAAGAAGCAACAGACUGUGGUGAUGGAUGUGUGGAGAAUGGAGAUUUCCAGAUCCCGGUAGGGUUCAACUGCAACUUUGAUCUUGCCGGAGACCUUUGUGGUUGGACGCAUGAUACAUCUACAGGAUUUACCUGGACUUUCCAUUCUAGAAUCACCUGGGUGAGCCAUUCAGGACCAGGCAUUGAUGGCAACAGUUAUUUGAAGCUGCAAAGCAGUGCAAGAAGAGAAGGACAACAUGCUCGGCUUGCCAGCCCCAUGAUCUACUUGCCCAGGAGUGCUGUGUGCAUGGUGUUCCGGUACCAGGUAGCCGGUGGGAGCGGGACGAUGCUGCGGGUGUGGCGGGAAGCCACCCACGAGCACAAGCCACUGUGGAUCAUCCAGGAAGAUCAAGGGGAUGAGUGGAAAGAAGGCAGGAUCCUUCUGCCUAGUUAUGAUCUGGAGUAUCAGAUUGUGUUUGAAGGAAUUAUAGGCGAAGGACAUUCAGGAGAGAUUGCCAUCGAUGAUGUCCAGAUAGGCACCGAUAGCUCCUUGGAGAACUGUAUGGAACCCAUUACAGCUUUCCCCGGUGAACAUACAUUCGGAGUUUCAGUGGAUUUCCCAAGGAGAGAGGAUUAUGUUUCCAUUCAUGAGAAAGACUUUGGGGAAGACGCUGAAGAUGACGAUUUCGGCCUGGAGAAGAACAACUCCGUGUUUUCAACUAACUUGCCAAUGACCCCAAAGGUGGACAAAGAGAAGAGCUGGCUGUACACUCUGGAUCCCAUCCUGGUCACCAUCAUAGCCAUGAGUUCCCUGGGUGUGCUGCUGGGGGCCAUCUGUGCCGGGCUGCUGUUGUACUGUACCUGCUCCUACACGGGCCUGUCCUCGCGGAGCUCCACCACCCUGGAGAACUACAACUUUGAGCUUUAUGACGGCAUCAAGCACAAGGUCAAAAUGAACCACCAAAAGUGUUGUUCGGAGGCAUGACUGAUUACAGCGGAAUCGCAUUUGACAUUUCAUUCCAGCAAGAGUGGCUGGUGAAGAUUACUUUCUAUAUGGGAACCGAAUGCCAUAAUCUUACACAAGCCAGUGCCGGAAUACUGAAGUGGGGAGGGGUCACUGACAGCCCUGUUCUUCAGAAAGGGAAAAGUCAGGCAUAAACUUUGACUAAGAGGAUUACAGUCUGCAAGAACUAUGGCUAAUUGUUUUAAUAAGAAGAAUGGGGCAAGGAAAGGAAUUCCGAUACUAUUGUUUUUAUGUCUGAUAUGAGCAAAUCAGAUCCGCAAGCGUCAAAAUGUUUGGUUUGCAUUUAGGAAGUGAGAAACAAAAUGUUGAUCAUUAUUUCCCACCUCCUUUCUCUAAUGGGAUGGCUGAGAAUUCAAGAGAGCCCUCCCUCUGGUUUGGGUGGCCAUUCUGUGUUUAGAAAUUACACACACACACACACACACACACACACACACACACACACAAGCCCCAUCUAGCUUAUCACCAUUCAAAAAUGCUCCUUGAUUUGAUUUUAAGGGAUUUGUUCUUUGGUGUCGGUAAUACAGACCCAGCAAGCUGCCACUUCUAGACCCCAAAAUGAAAGUGUUUUGUUGCCUUUGCCUUUUUCUGAUCAGGAUGUGGUGGGGGGGCAGGGUGGAAUUAGUCUUGAGGGUCAAUGGGAGCAGCAGCGCUUUCUUUCCAGAUUACAAAGCAAAGGAGAAAGGCAGCCUGAGGUGUGAAAGUCGACAGAAGCGCCUCCUCGAGAGAAGCUGAAGAGCCUUAAAGUGAUUUGUGAAUAAGAGCCAUUUAUUAAAUCCAGAUCUUGGAUUGAAACAGCGGAGGCCUUCAUCACAAGGGCUCUUUCUUUUUUACUUUUCUUUCUGUCCCUUAAAAAAAAAGAUCCUGUUCCUUUAUUAUAGGAAAAUUGCAGCAAACAAAAGACACAAUUAUGAGGUGCCCAAGAACUCAGGAGAUGGCUUUUUAUAUGCUUGGAGAGGAAGACAGGCUGCUAUAUAUAUUUUUGUUAAUGCUGUGGCCACUCUGAUGGGAAAAAAAGGAGAAGAUGGGAGGGGGCAGAGAAGGAGGACUGUAUAGUGUUAUCCAGCCCGCUACAGAGUGGGAUCGAUCCCUCCAUCCUCUGAGAGGCGUGAUUUAAUUUCUUCAUUUCCCCUGUACUAAGGACUUCAUCCUGCAAAGAUUGACAGCAUGGUAUACCCUCUGAACAGAUCCAUUGACACCAGGGGAAUGGCCCUGGUGCUUCCUGUCUGGAAGAGGCAUAGCUUUUCUUUGCAGAUUUAGGCCCUCAGGUAGGAAUUGGCGAUUGCUGACUUUUGUGUCUUUUGGCUUAUGGCUACAUUGCAGGGUAUCUAAACUGAUAUUCUAGUGUGGGUGUUGAAUAAAAAGGUCUGGACCAAUCUGCUAUCACCUUCUCUUCCCUUCAGAGCAAUGCUAUUUGCUUCUUAGCGAUUUGCAAAGCAAAUUGUUCAUUUGUGAAGGGUUUAGUGUGUGUGGUUGUUGUUGUUUUUUUAAUCAAGUGCCUUAGAAAAAUAUUUUCCCCUCUACGUAGAGAUGUGUGGUGUAUCAAAAUACAAGGGAGGCAUUCCCCUUUCCUCUGUGUUCCUAUUCCUUUUCAUCAGUCUCCUUCCCCAUUGGAUCUCUACUGGGUAGAGCUUUGUCCUUUCAAGUGGUCAGAUAGAUUUCUAAUGCUGUCAUGUGUACUGCUGUGCCAUGCUAGAGGUGUGUUGCAGACCAGUAAAAUAAAAGUUUACAAAUGCCAAGUUUCCAUUUCCAAUGCCUUUUGCUUCAGCUCUUCAAGCCACUUCCCUGGGAGAAAUGACAAAGUGACUAGAAUAGAUAAAAGAUCUCCAGAGACGCAUCAAAUUAGAUUUUCAAGAGAACUCCCAAAAUCUGUAGUUGAUUGAAGGGUAACACCCUACAGCCUAGUACUAAACAUUUAUGCUGGCUUAAUAUUGCUCCAGCGCUGGCAUAACAUCCUGUUUUGUGAUGUUGUGCUGGCAUAGCUGCUGAUAUGCUCUCUCUUAAGCACAUACAUAAUACUCCAGCAAAUGCUGGGGCUGUUUCAAACAUUACAUUUUUUUUUUUAGAUGUAUACCUUACGAUUUUUAAAGUAUACACCUAAAAAGUGUAAAUAGUGAAUGUAACAAAUUUGCAAAUGUGUGCAUCGUCCAUGUACACUUGUUGGGAGCCCAGAAUUGGUUGCAACUCCUUAUCAAGCUUAUACUUGGUAGCAAGCGAGGUUUGCUGCAGUGUAGUGUACGAAACAGUCCAUAGAGCAGCUUUGCACAUACGCUUACCACACGGAGUGUCCACAGCUUUUGGAAUGUGUGGUGCUCCCCACCAUGUAUACAAAUGCAUGAGCAAGGCACUUAGGUCAAGUAAUUGUAUUUAGGCGCCACAAUCCAGCAAGAGUUGAAAGCGCUUGAGUCCAUUGAUUCAGUGGCUCACAUGAUGCACAGCAUUACAUGAUCCCUGAUACUGUUCGAAAGCAGCAAUUGUGCAAGCAGCUUUCCCCUGUUUGCCACAAUGGUGGAAACUGCAGUAGACCGUAGUGCUGCUUGUGCAACGGUCACUUCUGGACAGUGUCAGGGCUGCCUUACAAGUCCACAGUAGUAACAGGGUGUGGCAUUACCUCUGCGUAAUGCUGGGCCUCAUAGACACCAGUGCAUUUAACUCUGCAUUUAGGUUGGUGGAUUUAAAUCAGUGGUUUUCAUACUGUCCUGGUGCACCUCUGAGGUUCCUCAGCUGCCUAUCAGGAGUUCAUCAAUGAGAAGAUCACAAAUGGUGCACAAACAUCCUGGGAAAACCGCUUGGCCUACCACACCCCAUGGCUCAUGUGAACUGAGGGGAUGCCUCAGACUCCUGCAGAGGAACUCCAUGGCACGCACUUAGAGGGUGUUCCUCAGCAGGUGUCAAUGUGGCAAAGGCUCCCUGAUAGGAGACCGUUUGAAAGACACUGCCUUAAAAAGAGCCUUGCUUUUCAGCAUGCUAGAAAUGGCACCAUAAAAGUGUCCCUCUUUAUAGAUCGAUAGAUAGCAGUAUCUAUCCAGCAUAUUUCACAUACAACCCUAUUUUCCCCCAAUCUUAAAGAAACACAGAGGGUAAUAAUCACAUUCACAGGGUUCUUUUGCAGACAGAUUGCUGCUACUGUUUCAAAAGAGGGCAUGGCCCAGCCACAGUUAACCACUUCCAGGUUUCAUUGAUUUCCCAGGGAGAGCUAAGCAAGUGCUUACCUUGGGCUGGAUCAUGUCCCCACUGUAUUUCUCUUCGAUAAGUGUGAGGGGGAAGGAGGAUACGCUGCAUCUGUAAUGGUCACCUGGCUGGAGUAAUAGAUGUAUUUAAAAGAGUAGUGUUGCGUAUAUAGUGGGCAUUCGGAGAGUGAGAGUCCGUGGAUACAUAUAUUUUGAUAGAUAUGUGUCUGCACGUGCUUGUGAGUUCUCUGUAUGUGUUAUGUAUGUGAAUGGUUACAUGGGACUACUGGUUUCUUUGAUCUGAGGCCGGAGGAUGCUACUGACUGACCUUGGGGUGAAUUUGACAGGGAGUUCAGCACAAACCACAGGCCACCGAACCAGCUCCCUCCUGAAGAGUCCCAUACUUUGCAUCCCAUGUUGGUUGGUACAUGGGCUUGGCUGUGUGCACUCAAUGAGCGGAAUCAGGCCAUAAUGCUGCAUAGCUGAUACCUCACUUACCUUUCUGCUGGGUGCUUUACUGUUCUAAUGCAGAAAACUGUGUUUGAUUGUAUUUUUACCAGGGCGUGGGGUGGGGUGGGGGGAGGUCCAUAUUCAUGUCAAUACAUCUCCAUCUGCAAAUGUACACUAUAUUUGCUGGUCCAUGUUCUUUUCCCCCUUCCAAAAUACUAAAGAAAAAGGAAAAUAUAACCCAGCGUCACCAACGCUUUUGUCGAAGUACCUUUUACUGCUACUGCCACCGCCUCUCAAGGUCAUGUUAAUCGUGGCCAACAGGAAGGCUGAAGCAUAGUUGACCCUUGCCUUGUAGGGAGGUGUCGACAAGGAAGCAUGGGGAUUAAAAUCCAUGGGGAAAACUGUAUGCAGGAAAGAGAAUUUCUCACAUUUUACCAGCUCAAGUUAGUUCGACCAUUUACUGGCUGAGCCAGAUCAUGUGGACUUUAAAGCUUUGACUGUGAUUCUUCAAUGUUUAAAGAAAAACAAACUCAAACUGUGUUUCUAUGAUUUGUAUAAAAGCCUUUUAAAAUUACUAUUUAAUAAACAUUAUAGUAGAGAC
This is a messenger RNA of Hemicordylus capensis (graceful crag lizard), 8308 nucleotides long. RefSeq names its product neuropilin 2 (gene NRP2). The record is from RefSeq and is a predicted model, not a curated record. The transcript is spliced from 17 exons. Gene Ontology annotation, molecular function: semaphorin receptor activity; vascular endothelial growth factor receptor activity. The coding region runs from base 1010 to 4051 and encodes 1013 amino acids. Gene Ontology annotation, cellular component: membrane. Gene Ontology annotation, biological process: axon guidance; angiogenesis; vascular endothelial growth factor signaling pathway. Lineage: Eukaryota; Metazoa; Chordata; Lepidosauria; Squamata; Cordylidae.